AUGGCCUGUUUGAACAUUAACAAUCUCGUCAAACAUUUUGACGAACUUAGGGUCUUUCUUGCUGAGUUUUCAUUUAAUAUUCUGGCAAUUAAUAAAACCAAACUUGACGAAUCCAUAAAAAGUUCCGAACUCCAUAUACCAGGCUAUGAAUUUAUCCGUCGUGGCAGAAAUAGACAUGGUGGAGGGGUAGGUUUUUUCAUUAAGUCUCCUAAUUCUUAUAUAGUGCGCUCCGAUCUAGACGUGAUUAAUCUUGAAAAUUUAACUAUGGAAAUUCGUAAACCGAAUUCUAAGCCAUUUCUAGUAGCGACAUGGUACAGACCUCCCUGUUCUCCAACCGAUUUAUUUUCGAGUUACGAGUCAUUUAUAGGCAAAUUUUCGACCUAGAGUACUAUUUGUUAGGUGACUUAAAUUGUAAUUUGCCCUCUCCUACACCUGAUGAAAAUACUCAUCGUUUACUCGAGAUUUCGGAUUUAGAUGGGCUCAAACAACUGAUAAAUGAACCAACGCGUGUUACAGAAUCCUCAUCUACACUAAUUGAUUUGAUCUAUACAAUUUACGUAGACAGGGUAGGCUGUUCCGGUGUCUCCCGUAUUGCCAUCAGCGAUCAUAGCCUCGUCUAUGUUUACCGGAAAAUAUCUUCUGAUUUACCAUCCAAGGGACACUCUUCCAUCUUCUACAGAAAUUUUCGAAAUUUUGAUCGUGAAAAUUUUCGAAAUGAAAUCUCUCAACAAGACUGGUCGUUCAAUGAAUCAGAAUAUCUAAAUUUGGCAUGGUCUAACUGA
Pocillopora meandrina is the source of this 782-nucleotide messenger RNA. The record is from the annotation of a GenBank genome assembly. NCBI's taxonomy places the organism in Eukaryota, Metazoa, Cnidaria, Anthozoa, Scleractinia, Pocilloporidae.